Messenger RNA from Eimeria necatrix, 300 nucleotides. RefSeq lists its product as hypothetical. The coding region runs from base 1 to 300 and encodes 99 amino acids. The transcript has a single exon. The record is from RefSeq and is a predicted model, not a curated record. Lineage: Eukaryota; Apicomplexa; Conoidasida; Eucoccidiorida; Eimeriidae.
AUGGCCCCACACCUGCAGCGCUGCUGCUGCUGCGCUGCGCAGCAGCACCUGCUGCCGACGACGCGGGACAGCAGCAGCAGCAGCAGCAGCAGCAGCAGCAGCAGCAGGCACGGCAGGGCGCAGCAGCAACUGAAGCAGAAAGUGCAGCAGAAUGGUGCAGCACGGCAAAAGCAGCCGAGCAGCAGCAGCACAGAUCCAGCAGCAGCUCGAGCAGCAGCGGUUACACCAGCGAGCUGCAACGACUCCAGCAGCAGCAGCAGCAGCAGCAGCAGCAGCAGCAGCAGCAGCAGCAGCAGCUGA